AUGUACCUAGCUUUGGGGUCGAAGCUGCAGAGUCACAUGAGCCGGAGCAAGCUCUGUGGUUUCGUGCACGCCAGUGGAUAUCGAGGCGGCUUUUCGAGCGACUCGAACACAACGCAAACUCUGUGGGCGCGCUACAUUUGUAGCGUUCCAGUCACUGAUGCCAAACCAUUUGGGGUAGUCGUAGUUGGUAUAGGGCGAGCAUUUGUAGCCGCAUCAGUUCGACUCCCGGUACAGAGGCGACGUCGCCUGCAGUGCUGCAGGCUCGACACUCGCAUGCGCUCCACUGCUACAACGAGCCCCGGCUCAGAUGACCCAACCGAAGAGACGCGAUCAAAGGAAAAGGAAACCGGUGUGUCUGCGUGGGCGGAGCGUCAGCACCGUACCCGCAUAAACCUGGUUGGAGUCUUCUUUCUGCUCGUGACCUUUGCCUGGUCGCUGCCGCUCUUUAUCAUCAUGUUGAUCCUAUACCCGUUCGUGCUGAUCCUUGAUCCGUAUCGAGCUCGCGUUUACGACUGGAUCGCGAUGCUCUGGAUGCGACUGUCCAUGCUGAGCACUGGUAUUCAUCCGCGUGUCGUGGGUACGGAGAAUCUGCUUCCACCUGAUGCCACUGUGCUUUAUGUGUGCAAUCACAAUUCGUACCUGGACAUCUACACGGUGGCGUUUCUAGGCCGAUUUUUCAAGUUUGUGUCCAAAAGAAGCAUUUUUGCGAUCCCUAUUAUCGGCUGGGCGAUGGGAAUGGCUCGACAAAUCGGGAUUGAGCGGGAUAGUCGACGGGAUCAGCUGCGGGUCUUUCGCGAAAUGGUCUCGCGACUGGAACACGGGGUGUCGCUGUUGCUUUUUCCGGAGGGCACGCGCUCAAAAGACGGGACGCUCCGUGCUUUCAAACAGGGUCCGUUUCGGGUCGCAAAGCAAGCUGGGGUACCGAUAGUUCCACUGACGAUUACAGGCACGGCGGAAGUGAUGCCGCCCUGGGCGCUGGCACCGUUGCGGUGGCCCAAACAGCGAAUCACCCUAACCAUUCAUCCUGCGAUCCAAACUGCGGAUCAUAGUGUGACGGACCUUAUUGAGGCUGCGCGAACAGCAAUAGCGAGUGCGUUACCUCCGGGACUCUGCGGCCGCUAA
This is a messenger RNA of Cyanidioschyzon merolae strain 10D, 1122 nucleotides long. Its product is annotated as 1-acylglycerol-3-phosphate O-acyltransferase. Gene Ontology annotation, biological process: phosphatidic acid biosynthetic process. The record is from RefSeq and is a predicted model, not a curated record. Bases 1 to 1122 code for a protein of 373 amino acids. Gene Ontology annotation, molecular function: 1-acylglycerol-3-phosphate O-acyltransferase activity. NCBI's taxonomy places the organism in Eukaryota, Rhodophyta, Bangiophyceae, Cyanidiales, Cyanidiaceae. The transcript has a single exon.